AUAUUCGAGUAUUGGAUCACAGGCAAUGUAACAUAAUAUGGAGACAAGUACAACCAGUUGUGGGUGAACUUACUGUUGCUGAUAUACAUUUAGUAUGUGAUAAUGGAAGACCUUACCGUUGCUCGAGCACAGACGUCUUUAGAGCUCAUGUUGUUGAUACUACAACCAACCAAGAAGUUAAUUGUGUUAUUGAACCAAGUGGAUCACUGGUUGGAUGCUCACAAGUGACUGUCUCAUUUACUGCCAGAGUUUCAGGAGAAUAUUUGGCAAAAUUUAUGAUGAAUGAACAAAUAUUGGGUAGAGAACGGAGAAUUGUUUAUCCUGAUAUUUUAGAUCACAGACAAUGUAAAGUAAUAUGGAGAGAGUUACAAUCAGUUGUGGGUAAACUUAAUGUUGUCGAUAUAGAAUUAGUAUGUGAUAAUGGGAGACCUUACACUAUUAAAGGCACAGAUAACUUCAGAGCUUAUGUUGUGAAUGCCCAAAAGCACCAACCUGUCAAUUGUGUUAUUGGACAAGGCCCUCCUGAUGAAAAUAAAACUGUUUUUGAAUUAAAAACAGCAAAUCUUAUUAUGAAGUGUGAAACCUUCUUUCCAAUUAUCAUGACCCCUAAGGACUCAUAUGGGAAUAAUGCUGCCCUCCAUGAAGCUGAGAUAGUGUUUGAAUCAAGAACAAAUAAAGAUAGUAAUGAUGCUCCUUUAGUUAAUGUGUGCUAUUAUGAUGUUCACAAAUUGGAUGAUGAAAAGAAAUAUGAGAUCCUAGUUAAUUUUGCAAGUCCUGGCUAUUAUCACUGCAGUGUUAAGUAUAUGGACAAGAUACUAAAAACUAUUAAUGCUAUUGUUUUAACAGAUAGAGAUACUGAGAGGAUGGAGAAAAAUUGUAAAGCACUGUCAUUUGACACAGGUUAUAAUUGUAAAUUGAUGAAAGGCAAAAAACUCAAAGACACACGGUGCUUUAUAUCACCCACAAAUCUUCAAAUUCGUCGUUUUAAAUUGAAAAUAUUUAAAAAGUAUACUUUUAAAAUCUGUCGUAGUACACAGAGAUUUUUACUAUUGAUGAUGGUGUUUCACUAUUAA
This is a messenger RNA of Amphimedon queenslandica, 1073 nucleotides long. RefSeq lists its product as uncharacterized. NCBI's taxonomy places the organism in Eukaryota, Metazoa, Porifera, Demospongiae, Haplosclerida, Niphatidae. The record is from RefSeq and is a predicted model, not a curated record. The annotation marks the transcript as partial. The transcript is spliced from 9 exons.